AAACACAGGAUAGGUGAAUCUAGAAUUCCUCCUUUGGAGAAGCCUUCAUCCCUAAAACCUCUACUCAACAAAAACUUGCUUGAAAUAUUUUCCACCACAUUUCUGGGGCUAACACCAAAACUGAUGAAGAAACAGCCCUGCGACACACACACAAGUUUAAUGAGGGAAAAACAGACAAACCAGCAUGAAUGAUGCAUCUCCAGCCACCAGCUCUAAACACCAACGAGGAAGAGAAGCUUGUGGAGCCUCCUGUCUGGGAAACACGUGCCAGAGAGGGGUAUAAAAGCCCCACAGCCCAGAGCUCCUCAUUCACUCACUCACUCACUCACUCACUCACUCACUCACACACUCACACAGUCACUCACUCACACCUCCUCCAGCUCACCUCCUCCACACCCCAGCAUGGCCGCAUCCACCAUGUCCGUCUGCUCCAGCGCUUGCUCCGACUCCUGGCAGGUGGAAGACUGCCCAGAGAGCUGCUGUGAGCCACCCUGCUGUGCCCCCAGCUGCUGCGUCCCCGCCCGCUGCCUGACCCUGGUCUGCACCCCAGUGAGCUGUGUGUCCAGCCCCUGCUGCCAGGCGGCCUGUGAGCCCAGUCCCUGCCAAUCAGGCUGCACCAGCUCCUGUACGCCCUCAUGCUGCCAGCAGUCUAGCUGCCAGCUGGCUUGCUGCACCUCCUCCCCCUGCCGGCAGACCUGCUGUGUGCCCGUCUGCUGCAAGCCUGUCUGUUGUGUGCCCGUCUGCUGCAAGCCUGUCUGCUGUGUGCCCACCUGCUCUGAGUCUUCCUCUUCAUGCUGCCAGCAGUCUAGCUGCCAGCCGGCUUGCUGCACCUCCUCCCCCUGCCAGCAGGCCUGCUGUGUGCCCGUCUGCUGCAAGCCCGUGUGCUGUGUGCCCACUUGCUCUGAGUCUUCUUCAUGCUGCCAGCAGUCUAGCUGCCAGCCAGCUUGCUGCACCUCUUCCCCCUGCCAGCAGGCCUGCUGCAAGCCUGUCUGCUGUGUGCCCAUCUGCUGCAAGCCUGUGAGCUGUGUGCCCGUCUGCUCUGGGGCUUCCUCUUCAUGUUGCCAGCAGUCUAGCUGCCAGCCGGCUUGCUGCACCACCUCCUGCUGCAGACCCUCCUCCUCCUCCGUGUCCCUGCUCUGCCGCCCCGUGUGCAGGCCUGCCUGCUGCGUGCCCGUCCCCUCCUGCUGUGCCCCGGCCUCCUGCCAGUCCAGCUGCCACCGCCCAGCCUCCUGUGUGUCCCUCCUUUGCCGCCCCACGUGCUCCCGCCUGGCCUGCUGAGGCCUCUGCACAGGCCAGGAGUUGACCUGCUGCUGGGCACAUCCCCCAGGGCCAGCUGGUCCUGACUCAGGUUAGGAGGUUGCCCGGACCUGGGACAGGUCCCCAUGUCUCCACUGUGCUGAGGUGACCACCCUCCUUGCUCCCAGGAGCCCCCAUCCUCACUGCUCCCCAGCUCCUGCCUCCCAGCACUUGCCCACUUGCUGCUGGGCCCCUGUCCUCCCUCCCAGCUUCUCUGCCCUGGGUCAUUUGGCCUCGACUUGAGCCUGUCAGCACCUCUUCCUGCUCCCAAUAAACUCUCCUUGGUCACCUGA
Molecule: messenger RNA, 1589 nt
Organism: Callithrix jacchus (white-tufted-ear marmoset)
Lineage: Eukaryota; Metazoa; Chordata; Mammalia; Primates; Cebidae
Cellular component (GO): keratin filament
Source: RefSeq, a predicted model, not a curated record